This is a messenger RNA of Neoarius graeffei (lesser salmon catfish), 4468 nucleotides long. RefSeq names its product zona pellucida sperm-binding protein 3 receptor-like. NCBI's taxonomy places the organism in Eukaryota, Metazoa, Chordata, Actinopteri, Siluriformes, Ariidae. The record is from RefSeq and is a predicted model, not a curated record. Bases 1 to 2034 code for a protein of 677 amino acids. The transcript has 17 exons.
AUGACGCUAGUAGCAGAUUUGCCCUCACGAGCUGUGUCUCAGAAUAAUUGGAGUAUCCAUCCUAAGUUUGGGGUGAGCACUAAUGAUAAGAAAAGGAAAGCUGUGGACCCACUUAGUGCUAAAGCAAAGAAGAAAAAAUCCUCUGAAGAUGUGGCUCGCAAAAUAGCUGAGCUGUCAUCUAGUGUUGAGCACCUACAAGCCUUGUUGUCUGCUAUGCACCUAGCUCCUACUGACAGACUGCAUACUGGAGAGGGGCAGAAUGUCCCACCCUCAGCCUUCUCACAGCUUGGCACAGACUCAUUCCCUGAUUCCGAUGUGGUGUCGGUUGCUGUCUUUGAGUCCCAGUUCACUGUCGGCUUGGCUCGGCUUGGUGAUUAUGCACAAUGUAAGAGACCUGAUGUUGGGGAAAACAGGGUUAUAGUUGAUGACUCUGGUCAGGAGACAUUCCCAAAUGGGGCCACUGUAACAUUCAAGUGUUCUAUUGGUUAUCGGCCUGUGAGUUCAUUAGCGUCCAAGAGUAUUACCUGUUUUGGAACAGAGUGGACCAAACUGGAGCUUAAUUGCACAAAAAAGUCCUGUGGACUUCUUUCUGAUCUUUCCAGUGGGAAGUAUAUUUAUCCAAAUGGACAUCUGUUUGGUGCAACAGCCGAAGCACAGUGUAAUGAAGGAUAUAUGCUUGUUGGACAAAAAACUAGCAAUUGUCGUGACAAUGGAUGGGAUGGGAGAGACCCUGUGUGUGAAGUGGUAAAAUGUGAACCACCUCCCGCUAUACCAAAUGGAGAGUUUGAGCCCGUGGACACAUCCUAUAAUUAUAAUCAAGCAGUCGUGUACUCUUGUAGUGGAGAUUACUCUCUUACUGGAGAAUCCACAAUAACCUGUUCUGAUAAUGGAACCUUUCAUCCUUCUCCUCCUCAGUGUAAAUUGGUAAUGUGUGAAACACCCAACAUUAAAAAUGCAGUUAGAGUUGAAGGAAAACCACCACCCUACAGAUAUAAAAAUUUCGUCCGAUACCAAUGUAUUGAAGGGUACACCAUGACUGGAUCUGAUUACCUGGUCUGUGAUGUAAAUGGAUGGAAUCCACCUCCCCCUGAGUGCAUCCCACAAUGUGAGAGACCGUUUCUUGAGGGAAACCGGGUUCUCCUUGAUGAAUCGGGCAAAGAUGUUUUCCCUGAGGGAGCCACUGUAACAUUCGGAUGUUCCACUGGGUAUCAGCCUGUGUUAUCAAGUAGUUCCAGGUCAAUCACCUGCAGUAACAAAAAGUGGACUGAACUAAGCCUUCAGUGCGAAAAAAAGUCCUGUGGAAGUCCGGGUGAAAUUGCAAAUGGAAGGUAUAAAACUCCAGAUGGAAUUCUGUUUGGUGCAACAGCCACUGCAGAAUGUAACCAAGGAUAUAUGGUUGCUGAACUUGGUAAAACUAGAAAUUGUCGAGAGAGUGGUUGGGAUGGGAGACUUGCAGUGUGUGAAGUGGUUAAGUGUCAACCACCUCCCAGUAUACAGAAUGGACAGUUUGAGUUCAUGGACUCUUAUAGUUAUGGUGACGUAGUCGAAUACUCUUGUAGUAAAGAUUACACUCUUGUUGGAGACUCAACAGUAACGUGUUCUGAGAAUGGAACAUUUCAUCCUUCUCCUCCUCGGUGUUUGGUAAUCAAGUGUGAUGCACCUAAAAUAAAUAAUGCAGUUAGAAUUGAAGGCAGAUCACCACCCUACACAUAUAAACAGUUUGUGCGGUACAAGUGUAAUGAAGGCUACAAAAUGGAAGGGAGCGACUUCCUGACCUGUGAUGUAGAAGGAUGGACUCCUCCUCCUCCAAUGUGCAUUCGUGCCGAUCUAGAUAAACCAACCCCAGGUCCAUCCCCACCUGAAGGUGGCACUGAAAACCCCCCAAGCAAUAAAGACAAGAGUCACGCAGUUGGGGUUGGGAUUGGAGUUACUGUUGCUGUUGUGCUUAUUCUUGGGGCUGUAAUUAUUAUUGUCGUCAUGAAGAAACGCUCUGCUUGGGGAAAGGUGCCCAGUAGAAAUGAAGGGGGAGUAUAACACCACCAUUGUCCUGACAAUGAUUGUUCCAAACCCAUGGCGAUCUCCUGCUUCCUGUUGGUCUGUAUGUUUUCCUGUGAAGCUGAUGCACAUGUAGGAAUGAGCAGAGCAUCUGUUUAAUCAUCAUUUGUUCUUGGAUUUUUGCCCAGCUAGUUGUUAAUGUGUGCUUUGAUUUAAAUGAAGACUUUAUUCUGUAGGACUUGGGUUCACAGCCAUUUUAUGGACUGAACUAUAGCCUACAAAUAAACCUUUAUAUUUCCAGUGUGUGUGUGGCGGCGGCGAUGAAGUUAGGAGUGUGUUGAUGAUGAACUUGUAGGCUGUAAUUAUGCUCUUUGAUGGAGAUGAUGAUUAUUGGAGAGGACCCAUUAAUAUCCUUUGCACUGAUGCCUUAAAGUGACAGAUGUGAUUGUAAAGAGCCAAACCAGAUACACGCUAGUUCCAAAAACUUGCUUCCCAAUACAGUCUUUGCUUCAUUAAGUCUUUUUCCAUGCCGCUGGAAUGUGUACUAAUGCUUUCACAGGCCCAUAGCUGUGACCCAGUGGUUGGGGAACCUCAGCUUUACUAUGUUGUGUCCUUUUAUUAAUUUGAGCUAGAGUUAAUUUAUUAAAAAAAAAAAGUGGGAGUGUGAGUACUUAAGCUGCUCAUCUUGUGGUCUUAAUGAAUAACUAUAUUUCAUACUCCUAUAGCAUGGAUCGGACCAAAAAAAUUAUUCAGAUUGAUUGAUUGCCUGGUACAUAUAACACACUGAACCCUGGUUUGUGCAGUCUUUACAUUCUGUCCUUAGCACUGCCUUGGGUAUAAUAAUCACUCGCAAGCGUCAACAGCUAAUCGUGCAAACGGAACCGUUUGGGCUGUGUUCCUAUUUAGUGUCGAACAGAAUCUUUACCCGUUGACUCAAAGUAUUCCAGGUGACAAAAGAAAUGUUACACAUCCCUUAACCAGAACACUGAGAUCUGUUGCAUUUGUAAUGUUUUCAUCUUCAUUUAUCUUCACAAAAUCCACUUAAUCAUAUACACUGUUAGUUUAGAGCAUGUAGCUUGUACCUGUUGAAUCUAAAUUGUGUGCGCGGAGACUCACUGUGCCACAAUGAACCACAGCUUGUUUAAAAGCAGCGACGUUUAACAUAAGACAAUGUUAUAAUCAGUAGACGUGACUUGUCGCUCUCGUGUGCGCUCAAUAAAUAAUUCUUUUCAGGAAUCUAGUUCUGCCAAGCAAAAUGAAAACACAACUUGCUACUUAGCAAGUAAACUCCCCGACUAUAAUUUAAUAGUCUUUAAAAUCUUUUAUAAUAUUUAGCUAUAAGAUUAAAGAUCGUGUUUGAGAAUUGACUGUUACUAGAAAAUGCAUGUAAAGGAUUCGUGUUGUGUGUUUGACUUUGUGAAAUGUAGCAAGAACAUUUGUGCAUACUUGUACAAAAGAUGUCCAAAGUCUUAAUUUAAUCCAGGAAAGAUUCACGACCAUUUAGUGUUCUUUUUAGCAGGGACUUUAUUGAUCUGUUAUCUGAAAUUUUCUUUCUUUUUUUAAAUGCUGCACUUAACAAAGGAUUCAUAACCAUAGCAUUUGAAAUUUGUGUGUAGAUGGACGAUUUUUUUAUUUUUAUUUUUUAUGUGCCACUGUUUGAGCAGUCAAAAUAGCUUGCGAUGUUUUUGGUUACACGGCAAUCCAUGCCAGAGUGAAAUGCAAUCUCACUGGGGGGGAGGGGGACACGAAAUAUAAUAUACGUGCAUGGUAUUGCUUUUCAUUAGUGAUGUGGAUAUCGUAUCGCACUGAAAAGCAAAGCCUCCACUCUCUUACUCUUGCGUCACUUGAUCGGCCUCUUUUUAAUGAAAAAUAAUCAGCAGUUGCUUUAUUUAAGAAUUGAAUGUAUUGUAUCAAAAGUGAACACUGUUUAAAGCAAUUCAUGCUAUUGCGAUUCUGUGUACAACGCGAAAUAAAAUACUCACUUUGUGACGUUCAGGAAAUAUAAUUUGCACUACAGUGAAGAGUCUGGAAAGGAUUGGCUUUCGAAAAUUGAACACCCACUUUGUGUCAAAUGAAUGUCAUUCCACUGAAAUGCAGUCACUGUCCACGCAUAACUAUACGUAGUGAUGUGGUUAUAAUGAUCAGAAAACGGAAAAAACGCACUACUUUUUCUUUUUGGUUUGAGUAAAAGGAAAAAGCAUGCCACUCUCACCACUGAGAUUGCAUUUCAUAGUCUGAGUGAUCUACAGAAUGUGUCUCAUAGCAUUCUCGAACCAUGUUUCAAAUAAUUCUCCAGGAAAACUUUUAUUAUUAGUGUGAAAACUAUACAUCAUUAGACUCAGUUUCAUAAAAUAAUCACUAUAAAUUCCUAAGACUGCUUGAACUCCUGUCAACUGAGAUCCACUGUCAUACAAAAAUGUGGUGAUUCUGUAUUUUGAGUGACAUGAAAUAAAGCUAUCGAAAAAAAAUUCUG